CUGAGUAGGUAUGUGUGUGUGUGUGUGCUUGUGUGUGUGUGUUCUUUCAUCCUCUAAUUAACACCAUGGAUCUACAGCACACCCUUACAUCCGGAAUAUUAAUUUCAUGUUUGAUUAGUGCCUGUUUUUCAGCUGUCCCAGUGGAAGAAGAGGAUCCGAGGUUUUGGAACAUUAAGGGGAAGGAAGCUCUCAUCUCAGCAUUGUCUCUAAAAGCAAAUGUUUUUCGAGCCAAAAAUCUCAUCCUUUUUCUCGGAGAUGGUAUGGGAGUUCCGACAGUGACAGCUGCUCGAAUUCUGAAAGGGCAGCUUGCUGGUAAAAAUGGAGAGGAGACCAUGCUAACCAUGGACAUGUUCCCUUACCUGGCUUUAUCCAAGACCUAUAAUGUGGAUCAGCAAAUGCCAGACAGUGCUGGUACGGCCACAGCGUAUCUGUGUGGUGUGAAAGCCAAUUACGGUACACUGGGUCUCAGUGCUGCAGCUCGGAGGGGUCAGUGUAAAACCACCUUGGGCAACGAGGUCAAAUCAGUCCUCCACCGUGCCAAAGCAGCAGGUAAGUCUGUGGGUGUUGUGACAACCACACGAGUUCAACACGCAUCCCCAGCAGCAAAUUAUGCCCAUGUAGCUGAUAGAGACUGGUACGGUGAUGCUGAGCUGCCUGCUAGCGCAGCGAGUCAAGGCUGCAAAGACAUCGCCUACCAGCUCGUCCACAACACUGACAUCAAUGUGAUUUUAGGUGGAGGGAGACUGUACAUGCUCCCUGUAGAGACUCAAGAUCCUGAAUAUCCUAAAACCACAGGUAGCAGAAAGGACAACACAAACCUGAUCAAUGAGUGGCUCAAAAACAAAACGAAUGCCCAUUAUGUGUGGAAUAAAAGACAGCUCAAUGAUGUGGAUGACAGAAACACUGAUUAUUUAAUGGGUCUUUUUGAGCCAAAGGACACCAGGUAUGAGCUGGAAAGGAAUCCAGAAACAGAUCCGUCACUCACAGAGAUGAUGGAAAAAGCCAUCAAGAUCCUCAGCAAGAACCCCAAUGGAUUUUACCUCUUUGUGGAAGGUGGUAGAAUAGAUCAUGGCCACCAUGCAAGUCAAGCUAAACUUGCACUGUAUGAAGCAGUGGAGUUCGACCGUGCCAUCGCUAGAGCAGCCGAGCUGACCAGCGAACUAGACACUAUGACUGUGGCCACCGCUGAUCAUUCACAUGUGUUCUCUUUUGGUGGAAACUCUGCCAGGGGCAGUCCAGUAAUGGGACUUUCUACCAAAAUUGGCCAAGAUAUGAAACCCUUCACCACCGCUCUGUAUGGGAAUGGACCUGGACACAUUGCUGGAGGAGUACGACCAGACCUUAACUAUACAAUUACAAACGAUAAAGACUACAUCCAGCAGUCUGCUGUUCCUCUGUCAUCUGAAACUCAUGGAUCUGAAGAUGUGGCUAUUUUUGCGAAAGGCCCGAUGUCUCAUCUUUUCCAUGGUGUUCAGGAACAGAGUUAUAUCGCCCAUGCUAUGGCCUUCGCUGCCUGUAUUGAGCCCUACACUGAAUGUUACUUACAACCUGCUCCCAAACCAGACCCAGAUCAUGCUGUAUCCAUCUGGCUCAGCGUCUACAUCAUGUUGCUUAGCCUCUUCAUUUCUUUCAUCCAUUUCCUAUGAAGGAACUGAAUUUUUGUACUGAGCACUUAAUCCCCCUACAGAUUGUGUAACAUAGUAUUAUUUUGCACUUCAUGUAAACCUGAUGUCCUGGGCAUAUUAUAUAAAUAUAAUAAAAUGAAAUAAGUGUAUAUGUAAAUUGAUAUAAAUCACAGACCCUUAAUAGAUUAAAGGAAAGGGGGAGGAAAUGUUUCUAAA
Tachysurus fulvidraco (yellow catfish) is the source of this 1841-nucleotide messenger RNA. RefSeq names its product alkaline phosphatase, intestinal, tandem duplicate 2 (gene alpi.2). Bases 66 to 1646 code for a protein of 526 amino acids. Gene Ontology annotation, molecular function: alkaline phosphatase activity. The record is from RefSeq and is a predicted model, not a curated record. The transcript has 11 exons. Gene Ontology annotation, biological process: dephosphorylation. Gene Ontology annotation, cellular component: plasma membrane. NCBI's taxonomy places the organism in Eukaryota, Metazoa, Chordata, Actinopteri, Siluriformes, Bagridae.